AUGUCCUCGCACAGGCAUCAGUCUUCGCUUGAAGGGGUCUUGGAUUUUUCCGCACCUUUUUCGCUAACUCCGCAACAAUUUGGCACUGCGGAGAGACUUCUUAAUGUCUUCACCGACGACUAUGGCAUUGAACAGGUAACGGAAAAGCGCAUUAAGCCUGCGAAAUUGAUCCAUGAAACGUUUAAACACGUCAUCUCAAAAGACUCUUUCUUGACCUUUCUAUUGACAUUCUUGCACGAGAUCUUGGCCGAUGUUACAUCUAACGUUGCACUGGCACUGUCAUACUUCGAGGAUUUCACUUCCUGGGAGCCAGCUGCGCGAAGCAAAGUGAUGCGUGCUCUUGAAGGGUUCGCAGAAUUCAUGGUCACUCAGUUCUUCCUUCCACAUAUGUUCGGCCCUGGCAUCACCCAUCUCAUCGAUGGUCCGAAUAUCGACAGCCCAUCGAAUGCUCUCACACUAACAGUGGAUAACCACCUACUCUUUGGCGAAUUUCAAAUUUAUUUUGAGCCCACGGGCAGACCUCAUGAAUAUAGAAUUCAUUCCGCCGAGAGCGGUGUCCUAAGUGACCCUUACUUCCCUGUCACUCGCACCCUAACGCGCAGCCCUAACGAUACGAUUAAUAUGCCCUCCCCUCGCCUUCUGGGCGUUCAUCGUGCCAUCUCACUUAUGUUAAAACUCAGUGGUGCUGGUGAUUACAUAGAGCAGAUUCUCAGAGAUUUGGAACAGAUAACGGUGGAAGCAGAUGGGUGA
This is a messenger RNA of Aspergillus lentulus, 750 nucleotides long. The record is from RefSeq and is a predicted model, not a curated record. NCBI's taxonomy places the organism in Eukaryota, Fungi, Ascomycota, Eurotiomycetes, Eurotiales, Aspergillaceae.